Molecule: messenger RNA, 2449 nt
Organism: Eruca vesicaria subsp. sativa (arugula)
Lineage: Eukaryota; Viridiplantae; Streptophyta; Magnoliopsida; Brassicales; Brassicaceae
Source: the annotation of a GenBank genome assembly
CCAAACAAACCCUCUGUUGUUUUUACUUUUUUUACCAUAACUUUUUAAACUCAAAUAGUCAAAUAGAUUCUCAACACCUCACAAAGCCUACAAAGCAAAUGUCACUUUUGUAUUUAUUUACUCUUUACCCACUCAUUUCUGAAUAAAACAAAAUAAAAAUCAACCAAAAAAGGAAAAUAUCUAUAAACAAAAACAAAAUCUCACCAUUUAUACUCCUAGUCUAUCCCUUCUCCCUUCACCUUCAAUCUCCGUCUGCUCUCUCUCUCUCUCAUAAGUUUUCUCUCUCUCUAGAACCUUAGAGAGAGAAAAGCCUCUAUUUUUCUUACAAAAACCCUACAUUACUCAAAAACAAAGCAAAAACCUCAUUGUAACAAAAUGGAUGGUGUUUCCCCAAAGUUUGUGUUACCAGACACAUUCGACGGCGUGAAGAUGGAGAUCACAGGCCAGCUAGGCAUGAUCUGGGAGCUUGUUAAAGCACCAGUGAUUGUCCCUCUUCUCCAGCUAGCGGUUUACAUCUGCUUGUUAAUGUCUCUCAUGCUGUUAUGUGAGAGGGUUUACAUGGGAAUAGUCAUCGUCCUCGUCAAGCUCUUCUGGAAAAAACCCAACAAACGUUACAAGUUCGAGCCCAUUCAUGAUGAUGAAGAGCUUGGAAGCUCUAAUUUCCCUGUGGUCCUCGUCCAAAUCCCCAUGUUCAACGAACGAGAGGUUUACAAGCUAUCAAUAGGAGCGGCGAGUGGACUAGCGUGGCCGUCCGAUCGACUCGUGAUUCAAGUGUUGGAUGACUCAACAGAUCCUACUGUUAAGCAAAUGGUGGAGAUGGAGUGUCAAAGAUGGGCAAGUAAAGGAAUCAAUAUAAGGUAUCAAAUAAGAGAGAAUAGAGUUGGGUACAAGGCUGGUGCGUUAAAGGAAGGACUCAAACGCAGUUAUGUCAAACAUUGCGAAUAUGUGGUUAUCUUCGACGCUGAUUUUCAGCCUGAACCUGAUUUUCUUCGCCGCAGCAUUCCAUUUCUCGUCCACAAUCCUAACAUUGCACUCGUCCAGGCUCGAUGGAGAUUCGUGAACUCUGAUGAAUGCUUAUUGACAAGGAUGCAAGAAAUGUCGUUGGACUACCAUUUCACUGUUGAGCAAGAAGUCGGUUCAUCAACACAUGCUUUCUUCGGCUUCAACGGAACUGCCGGAAUAUGGAGAAUAGCGGCGAUAAAUGAAGCCGGCGGAUGGAAAGAUAGGACCACCGUGGAAGACAUGGACCUCGCCGUCCGAGCAAGUCUCCGUGGCUGGAAAUUUCUCUACCUCGGUGACCUUCAGGUGAAAAGUGAGCUACCAAGUACUUUUAGAGCCUUCCGUUUCCAGCAACAUAGAUGGUCUUGUGGACCUGCAAAUCUCUUUAGGAAAAUGGUUAUGGAGAUCAUCAGAAACAAGAAAGUGAGGUUCUGGAAGAAAGUGUAUGUGAUCUACAGCUUCUUCUUUGUGAGGAAAAUCAUUGCACAUUGGGUCACGUUUUGUUUUUACUGCGUUGUUCUUCCUCUCACCAUUCUUGUCCCUGAAGUUAAAGUUCCUAUUUGGGGUUCAGUCUACAUCCCUUCCAUCAUUACUAUCCUCAACUCCGUUGGUACUCCCAGGUCCAUUCAUCUGUUGUUCUAUUGGAUUCUGUUCGAGAAUGUGAUGUCACUGCACCGGACAAAGGCCACUCUGAUUGGUCUGUUUGAGGCAGGUAGAGCUAACGAAUGGGUCGUAACUGCUAAGCUUGGAAGCGGUCAAAGCGCUAAAGGGAACACAAAAGGGCUUAAAAAGUUCCCAAGAAUCUUCAAACUGCCUGAUAGAUUGAAUACAUUGGAGCUUGGAUUUGCGGCGUUCUUGUUCGUGUGUGGAUGCUAUGACUAUGUGCAUGGGAAGAACAAUUACUUCAUCUACUUGUUUCUUCAGACGAUGUCAUUCUUCAUCAGUGGGCUUGGCUGGAUUGGGACUUAUGUCCCGAGUUAGGUGUCGUGUUUCAGGGGAAAAAGAGAGGGUUACUAAUUUUCUGCAAAGAUAAAAGAACACAAAAUUUUAUGGAAAAUUACAAGGAAAGUUGAUAGGGAAAAUGGUUUGAGAAGAAAAUAGAGAAACUUAGGAGGAGAGAGUUGCUCGAUAUAAUUUCAUUUACUGCCUUUUUAAAGUUAUUUAGCUUUUGGAUUUGUGAUUCAGUAAUUGUGAGAUUUCAAUUUUUCUUUUCUUUUCUUUGCUUUUUUACUUGUUAUUUAAAUUCAAGAUUUGGUGUGAGUUUUAUUCGAUUGGUGCAAGGGUAAUCAAUUAUUGCACUCUCCACAUUAAUUUUCAUCAUUUGCGUUUAGACCUCAGGGAUAUGUUGCUUGCAGCAUGGCCUUCUCAAGAAUAUAAUGAGUAGUUUUAAGUAGCUCAAGUUGUAGUAUAAUACACAUUUGUAUUUUAAUAAAAAGUAAAGAUCCUAGCA